Molecule: messenger RNA, 2094 nt
Organism: Rotaria socialis
Lineage: Eukaryota; Metazoa; Rotifera; Eurotatoria; Philodinida; Philodinidae
Source: the annotation of a GenBank genome assembly
AUGGAAAAUAACAGUAACAAUAAUCGAACGUCAGCUAAUGCAAAUUCAUCAUCUACAACAACAAAUACGAAUACAGCAACAUUAAAUUCAACAUCAAUGGUAUCAACAUCAGCACAGCCAUCGGGUUCAACUGCAACUGUUCGACAGAGUCAUAAACGUACUUUUGCCGAAUCAGAUUCAUCAUCACGAACUGAACGUCAUUUAUGUUCAUUUUCACAUUUAUGGAUUAUUAAUUAUUUGUCAUCGUAUGUUGAAGAUUCUAAUUUUACUUGUCUCCAAUCUGAAACAUUUUCACCUGUUAAUACCCCUUAUUCCAAUACUCAUUGGAGUUUAAAAUUAUAUCCGCGUGGUUUAAAUGAAAAACAACAUACGAACAAUAAUAUUGCAAUAUUUCUUAAAUAUGUCAGUGGUACAAUGCCGAAUAUAAAAGCAAAAGCUGAAUUUAGUGUUGUCAGUCGAAAUAAUGAACUUGUUAUGUUACGAUCCACAAAUUUUCACACAUUUUCCUCCGGAAAUGAUUGGGGUUACUCAGAAUUUCUUGAUGGAAACUAUUUAAAUUCUCGUCGCAAUGACCUUUUAACCGAUGAUCGCCUUCGUGUUUAUGUUCGUGUAAUAUUAGUCGAUGAAAAAGAAACCACUACAGGCGAUAUGAUUCAUUCAUCUCAUCAGUAUCAUCAUCAUCACCAGCCACCCUCAAUUUUGCCUCCUCAGUUACCUCCAAAUCCUGCUCAACAACAACAACAACAACAACAAAUAAGUAAUAUUCCGAAAAACCACGCUUCAACAUCAUCGUCAACAGCAUCAUCAUCAUCAACAACAACACCAACAACAAAUUCUAAUACGUCGAAUGCAUCAUCAACAUUUCCAACAGUUGCAUCUGGUUUAUUUACGGAUGAUAAAGAGCGUUUUAAAUCAUUAGAACUUCUAUCAAAUCAAAUCAAAACGCUUCUAGACGAUGAACGUUUUACUGAUGUCCGUAUUCAUGUUAUACCAAAACAAGAACAAAAACAAUCUACAAGUGAUGAUCAUCGAAAGUCCAAUCGAUUGAAACGAUCACUGAAUAAUAAGCAACAACAUCCAUCUUGCUCAUCGUGUCAUUGUGCGCCAGAAAAAAGAAAAUCUAUUUCAGCAAAUAAUGAACGAAUAUUUGAUCAUCAUCAUCAUGAACAGUCAUCAUCAGUUACUUCUAAAGAAUCUGAUUCUAAUGAUUCUCGUCCAUGUCAAACUUCUUUAACGCGUCGAGCAACACGUUCAACAACAUCUUUAUUGUCACGUAUGGCUCAAAGUUCAUCUGAAACGAAUCAUUUCUCUUUCGAUCAUUCGACAUCCUCUCUUGAAUCAUCAUCAGAAACUUGUUCAUCUUCUUCCACAUUAUUAUUAACUCCAAAAUAUUGUUUAUGUACAUGUCACAAUCAAGACAAUAAUGAUCUAGAAAUCACUUACGAUUUACAACAAUCUCAUAUACAAUAUUCUAAUAUAACACCAUUAGCUACAUUUCAUACUCACAAAGCUGUAUUAGCAGCACGUUCAUCAUCAUUCGCUAGUCAAAUACGUUUAAAUAAUCUCAAUGGAUCAACUCAUAAUUAUAAAUCACCUCCAAUUGAUUUAUAUAUUGAUGAUCUUGAACCAUCAACCGUUCGAGCAAUACUUAUUUACAUAUAUACCGGUCGUUUACCAACAUCAAAUGACGAAAUAAAUAAUAAUUUAAAUCCCAUUGAUUUAUUUCGUGCUGCUGUUCAACAUGAUUUACAUGAGUUACGCGAUUUAACUAAAUCUGCGAUGCUCGAUGUAUUAAAAAUUGAUAAUGCUAUUGAAAUGCUUGAAGUGAGCGAUCAAGCCAAUGAUGUUGCACUUAAACAACAAGUUUUGGCAUUUAUACGUUCAAAUGCAUUAGCUGUAUCAAAAACAGCGAAUUGGAUAAAUUUCACUAAACAUAAUCCACAUUUAAUAAUUGAUGCAUUUCGUUCUCUCGUAACACCAACAACUACAAAUACAACAAUAGCUAAGCAUAAUAAUAAUAAUAAUAAUAAUAAUUUAAAUCAUUAUCAUCAUUCGACGACGCUAACAACAAGUAAAUAUUCAAAAUAUGAUUGA